Molecule: messenger RNA, 858 nt
Organism: Oikopleura dioica
Lineage: Eukaryota; Metazoa; Chordata; Appendicularia; Copelata; Oikopleuridae
Source: the annotation of a GenBank genome assembly
AUGGGUUUUUCAACUGAUACCUUGCGGCCGAUCGCCCAGAAAACAUGUAGAGAUAUUGUCGGACAUACUGACGGUAAUAUCAUCAAUGCUGCGAUUCAAUGUAUUCUCCAGAACAACACAAAAGAAAAGGCUUCCCGAUACUUAACUCCCUUCCUUGGAGGACUGACGCCUAAGUUUGUAACGAGUUUAUUCAACAACGUUGAAAACUAUGAUCCAGCUGAUUAUGAAAAACGCAAGAUCGGCGACGAAGGCGGACCCGCACGAAAGAAAAAACGCUUCCAGGACUUUGACGAUAUCAUUGACGAGAAUCCCGCCUUGCUAAAGCAAACUCCCCAAGAAGGUCAGGCUCAAAAUGUUCUCGAAGAAGCAAAGAAGCAGAUUGAAAACCGAAAGCGAUUCUUGAAGUCGUUGUCGAGCAAGGAAAUCUCGAAAGUCGCUGCUGUACAGACGAUAUCGGCGGAGGGUAUGGAUCGGGCGCAGAAAGCGGCCGAAAUCAAUGCUCGAGUCGAGGCGGCCAUGGCACGAGUCAAUCCUUCGAUGCCACUGAAAGGUCCUACUCCAUUGCUUCUGGACAAAUCUGGACAGCGCGUAGAUGUAGCCUCAGGCGAAACAAUCGUGCCCAAAGCCCGGCCCUCGUUGCUUGCAAACAUGAACGUCAUGAAUCGGGACUUGGUAAAGAAGGAAAACUACGUUACAGCGAAAGCUAAAGAAGAAACGCGAAAAGAAUGGGCUAAGCCGGAAGAGGUUGAAGAAGUCUCACAAUUUAAGGACAACCGGCUUAUGUCAAAGUCAAUGACGCGAAAAAGCGAGCCUUCAACUUCCAUCAAGCUGGAAAAUUCGUCAACGAGGCUAAUCUGA